GGCCUCACCAGUACCUUCGAGACAGAUCUGUUCGCACCCCUAUUCGCUUACCUUGGGUCUUAUCCUUCAACAAGUGCUGGCUCAAAGCUGUUGACCUAUGCGGGAACUUUCGCCCCAGCUCGAAGAUCCUCUGAGUCAUGUGACAUGGGUUCAAGACAAACACGGGACCCACAUCAAGUCUCUCCUGGUGCGCCUGCCGUCACACACGAUCCAUCUACCGACCCAGGACUUUUGUCACUCUGGCACAUAUGGCUCGACAAGCACAGUAGUCCUGAACAUCGGCAUGUGAGCUCUAUUGACCAGAGCACGCCGCCCGAAGAUCGGGGCGUUCAAUUGGCUUCCAGCAUAUCUGAGCAAUGGCGCUUGGACACUGCAUGUCGUCUCGCCGUAGAUCAUGCUCGUGCUCUUGCCUACGCUCUCUGGGAUGGCUUACUGCCUGGUCGUCAGGGCCUUAAUCUGAAGCUGCGCCACCUUGUGUGGCGUGCGGCUAGGGCUCUUCAUCUCACUGGCUUGGACUCCCUUAGAAGUUGUAAUUCAACACUUGAUUCUUCCGGUGGUCGUAUUCAUGCUCUCGCUGGACUUGUGUCGGAGGCCGCUCAGCUUGCUAUUCGGGAUGCUGAUGUGUUUACUUCAAGCCGCUCCAUAAUUACAGGUCCAAGUGCAAGAAGCCCAGAACCCAAAUUAUCAAUAAAUCAGGAAAUCAAUUAA
Molecule: messenger RNA, 708 nt
Organism: Protopolystoma xenopodis
Lineage: Eukaryota; Metazoa; Platyhelminthes; Monogenea; Polystomatidea; Polystomatidae
Source: the annotation of a GenBank genome assembly